This is a messenger RNA of Paramuricea clavata, 6708 nucleotides long. The record is from the annotation of a GenBank genome assembly. Lineage: Eukaryota; Metazoa; Cnidaria; Anthozoa; Malacalcyonacea; Plexauridae.
AUGCAAGAACCUAUUAGAAACUCCGGUGCAGUAUCAACGGAUAACCAAAGCAAACUACAUCCAAAACUUAAGGGCGUUUCAAUUGCGCAGUUAAAUAUUACCAGUCUGACUAAACACAUUGACGAACUCAGGAUUCUCAUAACAGAAAUGAACUUUGACAUACUAUGUAUUAAUGAAACAAGAAUUGACAAAACAAUUAAGAACUCAGAAAUAGGACUUCAGGGAUACGACUUAACAAGACGUGACAGAAAUAGACGCGGUGGGGGUGUAGCAAUAUAUAUACGUAAUACCAUACCAUACGUGGAGAGGUCAACAAUAAUCCCUGAAAAUGUAGAAGCAGUAUGUAUCGAAGUAAGAAAGCCGAAUGCCAAGCCAAUACUCAUUUCGACGUGGUACCGACCACCAAACUCCAAUUCUGAGAUUCUCGACUCUUUUGAAAUCUUUCUUCAAAACAUUGACACAGAAAAUAAAGAAAUUAUAAUAACUGGAGACUUUAAUAUAGAUUUAAUGCCCAGUGAGACCGAGAAUAGUAAGGCAAAAAGGCUUAAAGAAUUACUAAACACAUAUCAAUUGUCUCAACUUAUUAAAAAGCCUACUAGAACAACAGAAUCAACGAAGACGCUCUUAGAUUUAGUAAUUUGUAAAACUGACGACCCAAAACCCGCUACAACGGACGUUGUUGAGCUAGGUAUAAGCGACCACAACCUAGUCUACACUUGUAGAAAGGUCGGAAUAUGUAAACAAAAACCCAAAAUUAUUGAAACAAGGCAAUACCAUAAACUAAAUAAUGCGAAAUUCCAAAACGAUUUAAAACAAGCUUUACUACAUAUUAAUGAACAUUCAGAUCCAAAUACGGCCCUACAGGAAUGGAACAGAAUUUUUCUACUGAUAGCUGAUAUAAAUGCUCCUAUACGAUUGAGAAAAGUGAGAAGUGACCGACAACCGUGGAUGACUGAUGAAAUUAAAAAACUGAUCAUGAGCUUUCACAGAGACUACAUAAAAAAGAAAGCAGUCAUGUUAAAUUCCUCUGCCUUUCAUAGUUCAUACAAAAAAAUGUAAAAACAAAGUAACUAAACUUAUUAGCAAUGCAAAAACUCGCUACUUUAGAACCAAUCUCGAAAGCAGCAAAAAUUGCAAAGAAAACUGGAUUCACAUAAACAAACUGCUAAACCACAAAACGGUCAAAACUCAGACGAUCAAUAACAUUAAAUUUGGAACCAAAAUAUUACAGGUGAUAUCAACAUAGCAAAUACAAUUAAUAACUACUUUGUAGAAAUUGGACCCAAACUUGCUUCCGUUAUUUCUCCUACAGACAUAGACCCUAUACAACCUAUUCAACCUUGUAGAUGUGAAUUUAACUUAAGAGCAAUAACAACAACAGAAUUAAUUCAAACAAUUGGGAAAACUAACUUAAACAAGGCCCCAGGUCUAGACAAAAUACCAAUUAAACUAAUUAAACUAGCAGGAGAUGCCAUUCACGACUACUUACUACAUAUCUUUAACCUUGUACUGGGCACUGGCAUUUUCCCAGAUGAUUUAAAACUUGCUAAAAUAAUACCUAUUCAUAAAGAAGGUGACAAGGCGGAAUGCGGAAACUACCGGCCUAUAUCUGUAAUUCCUACUGUCGCCAAAAUCCUUGAAAAGAUUAUAUACGACCAAUUAAGUUCAUAUAUCAAUGACAACGACAUCAUUUGUAAACAGCAAUUUGGCUUUAGACCAAAUCAUUCUACAGAAACUGCCCUAUUAAAAUGCACAGAUCAAUGGCUACUCAACAUGGAUAAAGGAAUGGCAAAUGGAGUGCUAUUUUUGAAUCUUAAAAAAGCGUUUGACACGGUUGAUCAUUCUAUUCUCCUACAAAAGCUAUACCAAUAUGGUAUAAAGGGUACUCCUCUAAAAUUACUAGCAUCUUACUUAAACAACAGAAAACAAGUUUGUGUCAUUAAUAACAACAAGUCAGGCCAAGAAACAGUUCAAUGUAGAGUACCACAGGGUUCCAAUCUGGGACCAUUGCUAUUCUCAUUGUACAUAAAUGAUUUACCAAUGUGCCUUGAGUACACACAAGCAUCCAUGUUUGCUGAUGACACCAAUCUAUCAUGCACAGGAAGGACCCCAGCCGAAAUCGAGCACAAACUAAACGCUGACUUAUCCAAUGUUAACGACUGGUUAGAAGCAAAUAGGUUGACAUUGAACACAGACAAAACAGAAUUUAUGAUAAUAGCCUCAAAAAGAAAACUUAAUCAAUUUCGCACUGAUAUUCGUAUACAUAUAAACGGAUCCAUUAUUAAACAAGUUAAGCAAAAAAAAACCUUAGGUAUUACAAUUGAUAACGAACUAAGGUGGACUGAACACAUUAAUGAGCAAUGCAAAAAACUUUCAAGUGCAAUAGCUCUGCUUAGAAAGGCAAAACCACAUGUACCUUACAACGACUUACUCCGUAUUUACAAUUCCCUGGUAGUUCCUUACUUUACAUACUGUUCGACAGUUUGGAACGAUGGAAACAAAACAAAUUUGGAAAAACUUUAUAAAUUACAAAAGCGAGCCGCUCGUAUAAUUACUGGAUUAAACUAUGACACAAGAUCAAAAACAAUCCUCCAGAGUCUAGGUUGGCAUCCAAUAGAUAACAUUCUUAAAAAAAGAGAAUUUCUAAUUACGUUUAAGGCUAUCCGAGGUAUAGUGCCGGAGUGCAUCUGUAAUAUGUUCUCCUACUGUGAUAAUAGAAGUCACCACAUGCGGAGCAACGGGCGGAAACUAACUCUCGAUAAACCUAAUAGAUCAUUUAUGAAAAAGUCAUUUUCAUAUCGAGGAGCUUCCGCCUGGAACUCAUUACCAAACGAAAUCUUAGACGUUCACGAACAGUUGACGAUACAUUCUUUUAAAACUAAGCUCAACAAUCACCUACGUUGAAAAAAUAUCCAAUUGUAAAGACACCUAGUCAACUACACUAUUUUGUAAAUACUUAUACUAUUUUGUAAAUAUUUAUUUUGUACUUUCUUUUAUGUAAACAACCCCUUUAAAAGCAGCGUAGGCUGAAGGGUUAUUGUUUGUAAAUAAGUUUUAAUAAUAAUAAUAAUAAUGUUCGAAGGGGCCGAAGUUAUUUUCGGCGAAAUUAUAUCUAGUCUAUAUUUUUGUUCAGACAAUUGCGUAAUUUGAUACAAUAUGACCGUGUUUGACUUUUAAAGGCCCAUAAGCCGCUACAAUUUUGAAAAUGACUAUAACUAUACGGAGUAAAGAGUUGAAUCUUAUAUUUCUGAAUCGAAUGGUAGUAUUUCUGUCUUCAUAGCAUGCACUGAACUAAGGAUAUGAAAAUACAAAGCCGUCAACCGCUCGCGGUGACGAGACUGGCUUGUGAUGUGAAAGAGAAUUAUUGAUAUUUAAUUGAUAUUUAAUAUUUCUAUUGCGCGAUUUUACAUAUGUAUAUGAUCAAGUGCGCAUUACAAGUACAGCCGAUACUGGCGUGACGCAGACCGAGGUAGACUGUGAGCUUACAAAUGGCGCUUUAAGCAGACGCUAUUAGUCCAUACCUCAUUAACGAUCUGCCCCCUAACCUACGUGCCUAACCCACCCUGUCAACUUUCCCUGUGGGAGGAAACCGGAGUCCCCAGAGAAAACCCACGACCUUCGGCAGAGCGUUGACUUUUACUCUUUUCACAUGAGAACUGGGUUUGAAUCACAUUGAGAAAUUCUCAUUGAGAUUUGAACCUGCGACCUUAGAGGUGAAAGGCAAGUGCGCUAACCACUUGGCCACCGAGGCAAGGCAAGUGCGCUAACCAAGUGCGCUAACCACGAGGUGAAAGGCAAGUGCGCUAACCACUUGGCCACCUGGUCAUGCUGGUUAAUAUGAUUUCGUCAAUUUAAAAUGAAAGCCCGAAUACCUGAUAUGUUUUCGGAGAAACAAAUAUACUUGAUUGUAAAAUUUUUCUAUGUUUUAGCAAAUGAUAUAUUUUCCUGCAAUUUUGAUGGUCCUAGCAGGUGCAAAUGGACUCAAGAUUCUAAUGAUGAUUUCAAUUGGACCAGACACGAAGGUCCUACACAUUCUUUCGACACGGGUCCAGCUAGGGAUCAUACAAAGAGUGAGUGUCAUAUUCUGUUGGCAGAAGUACCACUACCAUUAUUUUAUCAACAUAACUAUACAAAUACCAACUGUGCCACCACUAUCACCAGCAUCAUCAGCACUCAUCAUUAUCACCACCACAACAAAUAUCACCACUGUGAUCACCACUACUAUCCCUUUCUAUAUCUACUGAUUUUUGCGUAAAGAUCCUUUCUCUGAUACAUUUCUAACUUUCAUCAUAUAGAAAUAUCAUUGCCUGACGAUAGGGGCAUAUCAGUUCUUAAUUCAGCGUAAAAUUACUUGUAGCUGAUUGGCUGAGAUGCAAGCGCGGGAAGUUUCUUGUUUUAAAUAGCAAUAAAAACUGGCUUCUUGCUUUGUCUUUUGGGGACAAUAAAGUACAAAUUUAUAUAUGGGUUGGAGUAUUUAGAAAAUGAGCACCAUCUGCAAAGACAUAGAAGCAUACUAAGUUCAAGAACUUGGCAGAUACAGAGCGUUGGGCUAGUAAUUCCAAAGGUCGUAGGUUCGAAUUCCACCGUGGCCAGACAUAUUUUUCAAGCCUGCCCGGUGUGGAUAUACACUCAGAGUAACAUCAUACAGCAUCUUAUUCACCUGAAUACAUUACACCAACACAGAAAAUAUCAGAACUUGACAAGUUGACAAUACAACACUAUAUAUUAGAAUAACUUUUAAAAUAUUUAAAUCUCGCUGAGAAUGCACGAAGAGAACAUCACCAUGGACAUCAAAUGUUCUUUCUCAAUCUUUAACGCAUCGAGUACUUUUUACGAUAUCGUGAACUGAAAUACAAUGAUACAUUGUUAUACACUGAUAAAAACAUGUGUAUUAAUUAAUUGCCGCUAUUAUAAAAUUGCGACAUAUUGGCAAAAUUAACCGAGGAAAUGCAUUGAUAUUUUUUUAUGCAACAAAUACUUUUAUAAUUUUUAUACUAGCCUAUCUGACGAACAAAACCCAAGGUCCGGGAUCAUUACGACAUCGAAGCGGCAAAUGCAUUCAUAUUCUCAUGGAGGGUUCUAGUAGACCAAACGAUGGAGAAAACCUUGUGUUAUACCGAACGUGUGGGAAAGAUAGGCUGGAGUUCCUGCUAUGGCCAAAUGGAACGUUGAUGCAUACUAGACAUCGCAUGUGUGUAAAACCUAUUGCUACUGGACCUUUAACUGAUGGAGUGAAGGUAAGUGAACUCGGUUAGAGAUUUAUUGAUCACUGAUUUUCCUACCUACCUAAUUACCUACCUUCCUACCUACCAAUCGACCUACCUACAUACCCACCCACCCACAUACAUGCACACUCACCUACCAAGAGGAACAUUGGGUUAACAAAAGAAACACAUAGCUUACUAAAAGGAAAAUAUGGGUUACGAAAAGGAAAAUAUAGGUUACUAAAAGGAUUGUAUACUUUAGCGAAAGGAACAGCUCAGUUGCAAAUAGGAUUACUUAAGUUACCAAAAACAACGAUAAUAGAAACACUCUAAGUUAUAGUAAAUAUUGUAAAUUAUAUUCAACCAACCAACGAAGCAGCCAACCAAUUCAACCAACAAACCAAAGGAACUACCUAUCAAGCUACCUACUUACCUAUACCACCUACUAACCUGCCAAUACCGAUCGAAACCCAUUUAUCUACAAACAUACCUACAUACAUCUUCUUUUCAAAGGUGGGUGUUUUCGAAAGUUGUGAAGUGACAGACAAGUGGACUUGGACUGCCCAUGGAGCACUGCAGUACAAAAAUAUAAUGUGUCUUAAGCCUGAAACAGGAGGGUCAAACCCGAGCAAUAAUGUGAAACUUGUGCUUGAUUCAGCGUGUAAUCUUCCAGAGUCACAAAACUUCUUCGAGUUUGUGCCGUGUAAGUAUAUCCUUAGUGCUUUAUAUAGCUGCCACUUUAUAUAGCUGCCACUCUUAAUUACGUAGAGGGAAAAGUAAAAGUUAAUGCAAGCUAUAAAGUCGUUUAAUAUGCAAAAAAGUUGUUGUAAGUCAUAUACUUUUAAUAUCUUUACUUAUUUUGGAAACGUUUAUCACUUUUAACUUGUUCUUCCAUUGCUCAAUCACUAAAUGUAUUUAUUAUAUGGCAAGCAUAACUUCCGGGUAAAUGAUGGACUAUGAUUGGCGGAGAAGCACUUACAGUGCUUCAUUAAUUACUUUCCGUAGGCGGUCAAUUACGUAAAAACAAACACAUACAUUUUAAAACAAAACAGCAAAACUGAAAAUUUGAAAAUUAUAAUUAAAUUUGUUAUUAAUAAGAUAUCUUCGAAUGGUUUUUAUUGGAAAAGAAAAAAUGGAUGGUAUUUUUGUUUACUUUAAGCAACUCGAAUCAUGCAUUUCUUGACAUGUUAUUUGUUUCAAGUAUAAAUGCUUUUAAAUGCCAUAUAAUAAAUUUUUAUUGGCUUCGCUUGCUCAGUAUGUAAAGAGAAAUAUCGGACUUCCUUUUUUUGUGCGACUAUCUUGCCCUACUGGCUCGGUCUGUACAAAAAGACCCCGGUCGAAUAUUUCUCUGUCCAGAUAUCGCCUUUGUUAAAUAAAAACUGUGUAGAUCUUAUUAGUCAGGUUCUAUAAUCUUUAUAAAGAUUCUGAAAGUAAAGACCAUUCCUUAUUUGUCUCUCGGCCUUCUGGCAAGAUUCGAUUUUGUCACCGUGGGAUACAGGUUUAA